AUGACGAAUCAAGUUGAACAACAAACGGCCGUGGCUGCUCUACGCGCCCAGUUGGCUGAGCCCGACAAGAUCGUUGUGUGUCCUGGUGUAUAUGAUGGAUUUACAGCUCGUAUGGCUCUUAAAGCUGGCUUUGACUGUUUAUACAUGACUGGAGCCGGCACAACCAUAUCAAGGCUGGGAAUGCCAGACCUUGGCAUUGCCACUCUCAACGAUAUGAAAGAAACAGCUUCUAUGAUUGCUUCGUUAGACCAGAGUGUGCCCCUCAUCGCAGAUGCAGACACUGGUUACGGUGGCCCUGUAAUGGUUGGACGCACUGUUGCACAAUACAUGCAAGCCGGCGUAGCCGCGCUGCAUCUGGAAGACCAAGUCCAGUCCAAGCGCUGCGGCCAUCUCUUGAACAAGCAACUUGUCUCCGAAGAAGAAUUCUUGUCUCGAAUCCGAGCUGCAGUGCUGGUGAGAAAUCAGCGUGUGGGGGACAUUCUCAUCAUAGCUCGCACCGACGCUUUACAAUCCAAGGGCUAUGAAGUAGCAAGAGACCGGCUCAAGGCAGCCGUUGCUGCUGGAGCGGAUAUCGCCUUUCUUGAGGGCAUAACAUCGAAAGAGCACGCAAAGCAGAUCUGCUUGGAUAUGGCGCCUACUCCUGUCCUGUAUAACAACGUGCCUGGAGGAGUGUCCCCUGACUUUUCUGUCCAAGAGGCCAAAGAACUUGGCUUUAAGCUGAUUAUAUAUCCCGGAUUAUGCCUUCAGCCUGUUUUCGAAGCGGUCACAAAGGCCAUGGAAACGCUCAAAGAGGCUGGAGCACCUCCAAAAACUGACUUCAACAGUACCGGUUCUCCCAAGUUGGUUUUUGAAGCGGUGGGAUUACAGGAAUGUAUCAGCCUUGACAAGGCAGCAGGAGGUGCAUCAUACGACGGUGGAGUGUAA
Molecule: messenger RNA, 924 nt
Organism: Trichoderma atroviride IMI 206040
Lineage: Eukaryota; Fungi; Ascomycota; Sordariomycetes; Hypocreales; Hypocreaceae
Molecular function (GO): catalytic activity
Source: RefSeq, a predicted model, not a curated record